CGAUUGCGGUUUUCGCCUGAAGUCGCCUUGCUUGAGGCUACAGGUCGAGCCGAUGCUGCUGAAGUUGAGCGAUUAUUACGUGAAGGUGCAAAUCCAAAUUCACAUAAUGAGGAUGGUUUGACGCCUUUGCAUCAGUGUGCAAUUGACGAUAAUCAGCAGAUUAUGCUAUUACUGUUGAGUCAUGGUGCUGAUGUUAAUGCUCAAGAUACCGAGCAAUGGACUCCGUUACAUGCAGCCGCCUGUUGUGCUCACAUCAAUGUUGUUAAGAUCCUAAUAGCGCACGGUGCAAAUUUAUUGGCGGUCAAUGCGGACGGUAAUAUGCCAUAUGAUAUAUGUGAUGAUGAAACCACCCUUGACGCCAUAGAAAGUGAAAUGGCCGCUCGUGGUAUUACACAGGCUUAUAUCGAUGAUCAACGCGGCGCUCCUGAAAAAGCGAUGUUAGAUGAUAUGAAAAGUUUACAUCAGCAGGGUUAUCCGCUUGAUGCACGUCAACCAGAUGGAUCCACUUAUGUGAGUUCUAUUGCAUGA
This is a messenger RNA of Strongylus vulgaris, 528 nucleotides long. The record is from the annotation of a GenBank genome assembly. Lineage: Eukaryota; Metazoa; Nematoda; Chromadorea; Rhabditida; Strongylidae.